CAGCCCCUUCAGCACACAUGGCAGCCGCCUCCGGCUCCAACGCGCCCAUCAUCAGCGACGCCCUCGUUGCUUGGCCACCACCUCCCUCCACAGCCCGCUUCGCUGCCGCAUCUCCUCCCCAGACCGCUCGCAACUCCCGCUUCGGCCUCGCGUCACCUCCAACAAACAGCUUCCCUACCUUUGCUGACAUCCCCCUCCACCUCCCAGGCUAUGCUCCCUCUCCCUCUUCCUCCCACGACAAUGCCCCGCCCAGUCCAAAAGGCAAAGGCCGCGCACCCCUCUCCAUCGAUGUCGAGGUAAACUACGACGACGAGCCCCGCAGGCUAGAGUCCGGCGCGCCGCGGCGCCCACUGACCCCCGCGCAGCUUGGCCGCAUUGCCCAGUCCUUCGGUAUCAUCGCGCCCAACGGCCUGCGCGUGGCCGACGCACCUCCCGCGCGCACAGCGCGACCACGCUCCCCGAAUGCUGGGCAUCCCUCCCACUUGUCCAUCCCCACACAGAACCUCGUCGCUGUUGUGCCUCCCGCGAGCUUGCUUCCGCCGGAUGACACUCUGAGUCCCGCAGAGGAACGCGAGCGGACGAGGCGAUUCAGGCGGGGAAGGUUGCUGCCAUUGCAGCCCACCCUCAGUGGCAUGCUCGCGGUCAUUGCGCGCGAGUUCGGCCUGCCAUCCACGCUGGGCCUCUUCCUUUAUCUCGGCUCCAACGGUGGGAGCGGGCGGGAACGACUCCUCGGAUCCCGGAGCUCAGAGACGAGUGACGAUGACGACUCCGGCCCCCUCAUUACCUCAGCAACCUGGCCCAGCCUCUUUGCACAUGUCCCCAGAUCAUCGUCGCCUCAGACAACACCAUCAGCAACCCCGCGCAGGCUCAAGCGUUCAUUUGGCAUGUCGACGCCAAUGACUGCCUCCCCACUGACCACCGUGGGCGACAGCAUAGCGCGCGGACCUUCCCCGGGCGCUGAUAAGCAGCAGGAGAACGCGAUUGACGAGCCCUCAACCUUCCGCACGUCGCAGGGGUCGUCUUCCGCUUCGUCCUUCUCCCCUCGCACUCCCGGCUCCAUCCACUCCGCAGCGUCAACCGCGCCGGUCUUUGGGACGAUCGAGUUGGCCGUCGAUCCGAACGAGGCGCGUUGGCUCGGCGCAUGGCUCAAGGCUGGAGGGCCCAUCCGCCGGCGUGCCGCUUCCGACUCGGCUGCAGACCACCCCACGCUCGAGCGCCGCCUGAGCUCGACCGCAUCACAAGGCAGCUCUCAUGCCUCUGGGAGCCUGCUCGGAAUACGCAACCUCCACCUGGUCGAGAGAUUGAAGGACGAGCGCCCAAAGUUCCUGCGCGACAUGGAAGAGCGGGAACGAGCUCUCGAGCGCGCGCGAGAAGCAGAGCGGGAAGCCAAAGCCCUCGCGGCGAUCGCAGCACAACGCGUCGCCGAGAUGGAAGCGCUGCGGCGACAAGCGGAGGAGGCUCGCGCGGCCGACGAGGCAAGACUCCGCGCCGAGAUGGAGGCCGAAGCCGAGGCGGAAGAGGAACGGCGACGAGCCGAAAUGCAGGCUCAAGCCGCUGCUGAGGAGGAACGGCGACGCGCCGAGGCCGAAGCUCAAACCGCCGCGGAGGAGGAGCGCCAGCGUCUCGUUGAGGCCGAGGUGCAACGGCGCCUGGCGGAGCAGCUCGCCGUCGAGGCGGAGCGGCGGCGCCUGGCCGAGGAGAAGGCGAACGAGGAAGAACGCGAGCGGAGAUUAGCCGAGCAGGCCGCCGAGGAGGAGCGCCGCCGGCUGGCCGUCGAGAAGGCGGUGGAGGAGGAGCGGAGACGGGCCGCUGAAGCGGCUGCCGCCGCGGCCGCUGCUGCCGCUGCCGCUGCUGCCGUUGCUGCUGCCGCCGUCGCCACGGAACAACGACGGCGCGAGGAAGCCGAAGCCGCGGCUGCUUCAGCUGAGGAACAGCGCCGGCGGGCUGAAGCUGACGCCGCCGCCGCCCUCGCGGAGGAACAGCGUCGGCGCGAGGAAGCCGAGGCCGCCGCUGCCGCAGCCGAGGAACACCGACGACGUGGUGAGGCCGAAGCCGCCGCGGCAGAGGAGCGCAGGCGGGUGGAAGCCGAGGCCAGGGCGAAGGCUGAGGCUGAGGCGGCUACCGCCGCUGCCGCUGCUGCUGCGGCCGCUGACCAGCUGCGCCGUCGGGAAGAGGCCGAGGCAGCUGCUGCGGCCGAAGCGGAGCGCGUGCGCAGGCUCGAAGAGGAGCGCCUGCGCGAGGCGGAGGAGAGGCGUCUGCGAGAGGUAGAGGAGCGCGUCCGUGAGCAAGAGGAGACGCGCCUUCGCGAACGAGAAGAGGAGCGCCUUCGCGAGCUCGAGCGCUCAACGCCAUCAGCCUCUCCCGAGCCCGAGUACGCGGCACUCGACGACGAUGACGACGGCGGGUCCAACUACAGCCACUCUACGAGCCAGAACCACGCAACAGCGCUCUCUUUGAGCGACGAUCCGAUGGACGAUCUGGCGGCAUUGCGUGCCGACCGCGCCCCGCGCCAAGGACCGCUGACCGAGUUUGACAUCGGCACCGACCGCGCUCUGAAUGGCCCCAUGUCUCUCGAACACCUCCCCGUGUCGUCUUCGCAGGACAGCUUGAAGGAGGUAGCCGCGCUGCUCAACGUUGUCGACGCCAACCCCGAGGUCCUCUCCGAUCCCUCGCUCGCCUCGCCGCGGCCGCCUGCGACAGAGCUGCUGGCCGGGCCUGAGGGGUCGACGCCGCUGUCUUCGGGGACGAGCCUUCUGGCAAGCCCAUUUGUUGAGAAGAAUGAGUCACGCCUCGCAUCGCCUAUCAACCUUCCUGGGCGAAGCUCGUCGCGCGGCCUCGCCGACUUCCCUGUCAGCCCCGCCGAGUCGUCCAGAGGAGCUUCCUCCGACGUGCCGACGCCCAUCAUCCACUCUCCAGCUCUUGCUCAUCUCCGCGGCGCGACCACCAGUUCUGACCAGCGUGGCUCGGGUCAGGUCAUGGAAGAUCAACUGAACAACCUUGAGAAGAUGAUGCGAGAUCUGUCGCCAAGAGACAUACAAUUCAAUCAGCAGUGGCCGUCACCCCCGACGUCGUCGUCGCCGCCACCACCUGUGCCCCCAAAGAGCCCAACAACAUGGGUGACCGAUCUCCCGCCUCGAGGCGCGUCUAGACUCCCUUAUCUGCAGCAGCCAGAUGAGGGAAAAACUCAUGCCUUUGGUGCACGUUCAGUCUCGGAACCCACAAAGGGCUCGCACCCCUCGCAAGUUUCUUCCCCACCCCCGAUCCCUUACCGCGACCCCAAGGCUCGACCAGGUCAUGCGCAGCGCCCAUCGGCCACCCUCUCAGCUGGUGGCUCCCCACUCGUUACCGCCUCUCCGCUCGACCCGCUCAGCCGCUUCCCUGGCGGGGUGCUUCCCGCAACAGCGUCCAUUCCCUCCAACUCACCAGCAGCGCCACCGCGCCCGGCGCGCCCGCCCACGCCCGACCUUACCGGCCUGGAGAUUGCGCCCCACCAUCUGCCGCAAAACAUGGCCGUGCGUGUGGAGAAGGGCACCUCGCCCCGGGAAAACCCCUCGCGCACGCCACGACCCAACUCGAUCUCGCUCAAGGGCCUCAAGCGCCAGGUCAGCAAGACGGUGCUGCGGCCGCAGAGGACGGGUGGAUCCGGCACGCACGACCCCGUCGGCCUGUUCCCGCGGCAGGCGGGUGAUCUACCGCCGCCGUCGUCAUUCGCGUCGAUGCGCAAUGACGCGUUCCACGGGCGCGAGGCCAGCGGCGCGAGCACGGACAGCGACGAGAGCUCGCUCCGCUCGCGCCUAUUCAGCUUUGGGGCGCGGCGGCGGCGCGAGAGCGCCGACGAGCGCAUCAGCCACAUCUCGAGCCCCAUCGCCGCGUCCCACAAACCCGUCACGCCCGCCGACCUCAUUGCGCAGGCGCCGCCCGCCACCCUCGCCGCCCUGCCGUCGCUGACGGCUUCGGCGUCCGCCACGUCGCUGCAUGAGCGCCCGGACUCGCUCAGCUCGCCGUCGCCCAGCUCGCCCCGCCAUGUGCGCCGCAAGCCUGUCCCCUCUAUCGAGGGCAAGGAGAGCCGCAGCAGCGCACACGGCAGCGACCUCGACCCCGUCCCCUCCCUCCCCUCCCUCCCCCUACGCACCACGGUCAUUUGAACGCUACUGUAGGUUAUAGUGCGGCUUGCAGAUACAUGCAACGUAUAGUGUACACCAGUGUAUGUACCACCUUGC
Molecule: messenger RNA, 4220 nt
Organism: Cutaneotrichosporon oleaginosum
Lineage: Eukaryota; Fungi; Basidiomycota; Tremellomycetes; Trichosporonales; Trichosporonaceae
Source: RefSeq, a predicted model, not a curated record